This is a messenger RNA of Mucor velutinosus, 555 nucleotides long. RefSeq lists its product as uncharacterized. Gene Ontology annotation, cellular component: microtubule cytoskeleton; cytoplasm. Gene Ontology annotation, biological process: protein folding. Lineage: Eukaryota; Fungi; Mucoromycota; Mucoromycetes; Mucorales; Mucoraceae. Bases 1 to 555 code for a protein of 184 amino acids. The record is from RefSeq and is a predicted model, not a curated record. Gene Ontology annotation, molecular function: GTP binding; GTPase activity. The transcript is spliced from 3 exons.
AUGGGCUUACUUACCAUAUUGAAGAAGAAUCGACAAAAUGAAAAGGAGAUGCGUAUCCUCAUGCUAGGCUUGGAUAAUGCAGGCAAAACGACUAUUUUAAAAAGAAUCAACGGCGAGCCUAUUGACACCAUCUCUCCUACACUUGGCUUCAACAUCAAAACAUUAGAGCACGAAAACUACAAACUCAAUAUCUGGGAUGUGGGUGGACAAAAGUCGAUUCGAUCCUACUGGCGAAACUAUUUCGAGCAAACGGAUGCAUUAGUCUGGGUUGUGGAUUCAGCAGAUCGUCUAAGAUUGAUGGAUUGUAAACGAGAAUUAGCACAAUUAUUACAAGAGGAGAGAUUGGCAGGUGCGACAUUGCUAGUCUUUGCCAAUAAGCAGGAUAUCGCUGGUGCCUUGACUGAACUCGAGAUCAAAAAUGCACUUGGGUUAGAUGACAUUAAAAGCCAUCAUUGGGCUAUUUUGCCCUGUAGUGCAGUGACAGGAGACAAUCUACUAAAAGGCAUGGAUUGGGUUGUUAAUGAUGUCGCAUCAAGAAUUUACAUGCUGGAUUAG